AUGUUUUGCAGUUCCGCCUGGUCCUCGCGUUGGUCCCCUCGCAACUUCGCCCACAGUCCUUGCGUGUUGUGCGUUGCGAUUUUACUUUGGGACUUGGUUUGUGUGUUGGGUAUGUAUGUCUGCGUAGCUUUUUCUGUUCGCUCCUCAGCGUACUUCAUGCGCGACCACAUUAAGACACGCGCCAGGAGUUUGCUGCUGGCGAUCCCGUUUGACAGGGUGAAACCUGAAGGAGUCAAAAAAAAGCUCUCAGCGCUUAGAGAAAUAGUUGCCAACUAUAGAAAAGAGAAACUAGAACUGCUUCUAUCUACUGCCCUCGGCCUACUACUUCUCUUUGCUCCUGCUUCGCUGCGUUGCUUCAAGGUUGCAAUAGGAAAGUGCGCAAAAGCGCGAUGUUUUGCGGCGGCGGAAUUGUUGGACUUAGCCGAAGUGCCGUUUUCUUUUGUGAUUUUUGAUGAAAAACAGGGGCAGGACUCUCGCAAAUUUUUAAGAAUCGGCCUCAUUUUUUGCGUUUUUCUUUGGCGAUAUCCGGUCGAGGCAGGCCGAGGGCGAUGGCAGACGCCUCCUCACAGCAGCGCAGACGUGUGCCGCGCGUGCUUGCAGCUCGCUGCCGACCAUUCGCCCGCCCAGGCGCGUCUGUUGGCCCCUUGCUCUGUAAUGGCGCGCAGAAGCGCGGCGCUAUAUAUUUGUAUGUGCCGCGGCCGCCGCGUUCGAUGCUUUCCAUCCCGCCCUGCCUGUCCUGGUCUGUCCCAACCCUCGCGCCCCGCCCCGGCUGCGAUUUGGGCCUGCGCCCAAGGCCUUGCGCACCGACUGACCAGGCGGCCCCCCCGCGGCCCGUUCGGUGGCCCGCCUAGAAAGUUGCGCAGGUAA
Molecule: messenger RNA, 867 nt
Organism: Amoebophrya sp. A120
Lineage: Eukaryota; Dinophyceae; Syndiniales; Amoebophryaceae
Source: the annotation of a GenBank genome assembly